Molecule: messenger RNA, 1926 nt
Organism: Bicyclus anynana (squinting bush brown)
Lineage: Eukaryota; Metazoa; Arthropoda; Insecta; Lepidoptera; Nymphalidae
Gene: DnaJ-15
Product: dnaJ homolog subfamily C member 17
Exons: 3
Coding region: 160-1023 (287 amino acids)
Biological process (GO): spliceosomal complex disassembly
Cellular component (GO): spliceosomal complex
Molecular function (GO): RNA binding
Source: RefSeq, a predicted model, not a curated record
UUGUGACGUCACGUCACGUCUGUUUAUUUAAAUUUUACAAAAUAAAUGUAAACCAAUGUAAAUUGUAAACCAUAAAUUUUUAUUUUUAGCCCUAAAUUUAGGUAAUAUUUGAAUAGCUUUUUAUUUUGAAUUUGAAUCUAUUACAACGUGUGCAUAAAAAUGGCAAAGAUGAAGAUUGAAGAUUUGGAUUUAUAUGUAAUUCUUGAUAUCGAAAUAACAGCGACUGAAGCAGAGAUCAAAAAGGCUUAUAGGAAAAAGGCUCUAAAAUGCCAUCCAGAUAAAAACCCUGAUGACCCAAAAGCUGCAGAGACAUUUCAUCAACUAUCACAUGCUCUUGAGAUACUAACAGACUCUGUUGCAAGAGCAGCUUAUGAUAAAGUAUUGAGAGCCAAAGCAGCUGCAAAACUGCGUCAUAAGGAACUCGAUAGCAAAAGACAGAAACUAAAAGAAGAUUUAGAAAGGCGGGAACGUGAAGCUGGUUCAAAAAUGACUCUAACUGUUGAACAGAAGCUUGCUGCAGAAAUUGAAAGAUUACAAAGAGAAGGUAGCCGUAUUUUACUUGAAGAACAACAAAGAGUUAAAGAGGAAUUACAGAGGAAUGACCUAAAUGAACCAGUAUGGGAUUCCAGUUUAAAUAGGAUUAAAAUUAGUUGGAAAGCAGAUAAAAACGAUGAACAGAAUGGUGGAUAUGAUGAAACAAAUUUGAGAAGGUUCUUUAAGAAAUAUGGUGAUAUAGUUGCAAUUAUCAUUUCACCCAAGAAAAAAGGUAGCGCUUUAGUGGAAUUUGCAACAAAAGAGGCAUCAGAAAUGGCAAUGGAAUUAGAAAAAGGUCUUCCAGAAAACCCUUUGAAACUCAAGUGGGUUAACAACAGACCAAUAUUGUCAAAGAGGGACAGACCAGAAACAGGUUCAGUUGUAACAGACAGAGAUUAUGAAUCAAUAGUAUUAACAAAACUGAGACAGGCAGCUGAAAGGCAAAGAUUAAUUGAUGAAAUGAUGAAAGAAGACCAACAAGGAACAUGAUUACAAUAAUACAUAAGCAUGUGGUAUAGGGUUGCCAACCAUAGUAAAAUAAUUAUUUUACAGCAUGGCAUUUACUGUAUAUUGGAUUGGCAUACUAGUUAUAAUAUACUGUUGAAGAAAUUUUUAUUAAAAUGAAAGUAUUACAAGAACAAAUUAAUAAAAAAAAUUAGCUUCUGAUUUUAUUUAAUUUAAAUAUUGAAAGUGAUAACAUGCUUUAUCACUUUUAUUUUAGACAAUAAACUUAUAAAAUAAUACAUGUACAUAGAUCUGAUAAAAAUAAAUAAGUAACAAAGAAAUUGUUGUUUAUUUUGCACUUUUUAGGGCUCCAUACCUCAAAAGGAAAAACCCAUAAAAGAUUAUUUUGUUGUCUGUAUGUCAUGAUCUUUUAUUUUGGUAAUGCAUGGAGGUGCCAAUUUGGAGGUCUUAGAGGACCUUUGAAAAAAAUCAAACCUGAAAAAAGAUACGACUGAUUAUUCAGCAUAAUUGUACAUUUUGACAUUCAAAGAGAAACAAUACUCCCGUUGAUUUUGAACUAUGAGACAAAAAUCUCAAACUAUAUGUCUAGAAAUCUUAAACAACAAGGGGUCUGAAAUUCGGAAAAAACUGCGCAAUUCUAUUCGUGAACAAUUUAUAGUGAUUCUAUGUACAGAACCCUGACUCGCACUUAUACAGUUAGACUAAGCUUUAAAAUAUUAAGUAAGAAUGUAAUGUUACAUUUAAAGCUUAGUCUUAAUUUAGCUGUAAAAAUGUUGGCAUCCCUAGGUGUAACAUACAAUAUAUUAUAGUAAAAGGAAAGUUGGUGGAUAACAUCUUUGAGAAUUUCCAAUUGUGAUGUACAUAUAUAGCUAAUGAUAUUCACACAUUUAUGUAUUUUAAUAGAUAAAUAAACUUGUUAAAAUUAAA